GGUUCACCACGUGAGGGAACUCGCUGUUUGGUUUCCUUCCUCCUGCUUGUCAUUUACAUUACACAUUGAGAAAGUCAUGGGAACGGCUGCCGCACUCUGAGGGUGGAGACUGCUGUGAUUUACAAAGACAGGAGGUAAUUUUCCUGUGAUUACAAGAUGACUCAGGAUGGAUCAUGAAGCCGCCCGGCUGGAGAAGCAGCAUGUGCAUGAUGUGUACCAGAGCACUGCCCCCUACUUCAGCGACCUGCAGAGCAAGGCCUGGCCUCGUGUCCGCCAGUUCCUCCAGGAGCAGAAGCCGGGCAGCCUCGUCGCUGACAUAGGUUGUGGAACUGGAAAGUAUCUUAAAGUGAACAGCCAGGUACAUACCCUGGGCUGUGACUACUGUGGGCCAUUGGUAGAGAUUGCCCGGAAUAGAGGAUGUGAAGUCAUGGUAUGUGACAACCUUAAUCUCCCCUUUAGGGAUCAGGGCUUCGAUGCCAUCAUCUCCAUAGGAGUCAUACAUCACUUUUCUACAAAACAAAGAAGAAUCAGAGCAAUAAAAGAAAUGGCCAGGGUCUUGGUUCCCGGCGGCCAGCUGAUGAUUUAUGUUUGGGCGAUGGAACAAAAGAACCGUCACUUUGAGAAGCAAGAUGUGCUUGUCCCAUGGAACAGGGCCUUGUGUUCCCAGCUCUUCUCAGAAUCCAGCCAGUCUGGGAGGAAGAGGCAGUGUAGACAUCUGAAAACAAGCCAUCUCUCCCAUCCACCUUGCUCUGAGUGUAGCUGUUCCAUUUGUUUUAAAGAGCAGUGUGGUUCACAGCGGUCCCACAGCAUGGACUAUGAACCUGCUAUGGCUAGAACCUGUUGCACAAAUAUUGCCAAGGAAGGUGAGGAAGAAUAUGGAUUCUAUAACACGUUAGGAAAAUCUGUUCGUUCCUGGUUUUUCUCCCGAUCUUUGGAUGAAUCAACUCUGAGAAAGCAAAUUGAGACAGUGAAACCCUUGAAAAACCCAGAAGGUUGGGCCGACAGUGCUAUAUCAGUCCAGCCUUCCAGACGUUCUAGUUUAGACUUUGAUCACCAAGAGCCAUUUUCAACAAAAGAGCAAAACUUAGAUGAUGAAGUGUUUCUGGAAACUUCUUCUCGAAAACACUUGGAGUGGCCGAGAGCACCAGGCACUUUGAAACAUCUCAAUGGAGACCAUCAAGGAGAAAUUAGGAGAAAUGGUGGGGGGAAUUUUCUAGAUGGCAUGAAUACCAAAGAGGAUUGCGUGGAUGCAGCUAACUUAGAAGAAGGUAAACCUUCUGCUAGUAAAAUAUUGAGGAGGAUUUCUGCAGUCGAUUGCACUGAUUCCAACCCAGAUGACACAAUUUCUGUCCAAGAACAGCCUGACAUUUCGGAUUCCAGAGCCUUUAUGCGCUACUACCACGUGUUUCGAGAAGGUGAGCUGUGCAGCCUCUUGCAGGAGAACGUGUCAGAGCUGCAUGUUCUGAGCUCUGGGAAUGAUCAUGGCAACUGGUGCAUCAUUGCAGAGAAAAAAGAAAAUUGUGAUUGAUUGGAUCAUUUUAGACAAUUUUUUCACUAGGUUUGAUGGGAUUAUCUGAACUUGCAUCCAAUUUUAUUAUUUUUUAAUCCCUUUAUGCUUUGGUCUGUAGAGACUAUGAAUUGAUCAUCUUUUUAAUCUUUGGGUAAGCCCAGAGCCUGGCACCUAAAGCACUUGACAAAGAGUAUUUGUGUUUAAAUGUUAAUGUAAAAGAUCUGAAGAAGCAAUAGAAAACGUACUUUGAUGAGGAAAACUGAGGCAGAAAGAAAUUGACUAAAGCGCCCAAGGUCACACACUUAGUAAUUAUCCCACAACUAGCCAGUGGCGGAGCUGAGAUUCAAACCCAGGAAGUCUGUUCCCCAGCCUGUGCUCUUUACCACAACACUGUACCCUCCCACACGCUGUUCCCAACCACUGUGCUAGGUGGGUUGUAUGAGCCUCGCGAGGUAAGUGUGAUUAUCUCCUUUACAAAUGAGCUUUAGUGAGAUUAAGCAAAGAUUACACUGCUAGCCAGUAAUUGGAUGGUAAUCCCUUACAUAUCC
This is a messenger RNA of Cynocephalus volans (Philippine flying lemur), 2058 nucleotides long. It is a transcript of the gene TRMT9B, whose product is annotated as tRNA methyltransferase 9B (putative). Gene Ontology annotation, molecular function: tRNA (5-carboxymethyluridine(34)-5-O)-methyltransferase activity; tRNA binding; S-adenosylmethionine-dependent methyltransferase activity. The transcript is spliced from 5 exons. The record is from RefSeq and is a predicted model, not a curated record. Bases 167 to 1528 code for a protein of 453 amino acids. Gene Ontology annotation, cellular component: cytoplasm; nucleus. Gene Ontology annotation, biological process: tRNA wobble uridine modification; tRNA methylation. NCBI's taxonomy places the organism in Eukaryota, Metazoa, Chordata, Mammalia, Dermoptera, Cynocephalidae.